UCACAGACCGCAACCGCGCGGUUUGUUCUGUGGGUGACGGGUUCUGAAAAUCCGCGGGACGUCUAACGAUAAUGCCGUUGUGAUCGCUCGAAUCAUGGAAAAGCGUUUCGAACAGCUAGACGAGUUCAUUAAAGACGACGACAAAGUCGUUACUGUCGCGUCUUUCGCUUGCGAUGCGGGUCUGUCUCUGGAAGAGGCGAAGCUCGCCAUCCAGCGGUACGUAGAGGCGCGCGAGCGAGCGGACGAGCUCACCGUAACGUACGUUUUGAACGGAACGCGUAAAAACGGCCAAGGCACGGCGGUUUCUAUAGUCAGAGGUCACGAAUUGGAGGAUCGUAGGCGGCUGUACGAGGAUGGGGCGGUCGCGACUGUAUUUAGCGUUCAAAAAGCGGCCGAAAUCGACUUUAAUUUCGUCGCGCUAGCCGACCCCUUUAGCCGCAAGGAUGUGGAGCACCCCAUCGAGGGGUCGAUUGUGGGCAAAAAUUGCAAGCGCAGGACUUUGAAAAACCACCAGGUCACCCCUGUCGCGUCUGUACGUGAGGUUAAGGUGGAACCCGACACUAAGGCUCCCGUUGAAACGGCGAAGCGGAAUAGUCCCAAGAAAAAUGGAAUCUCUAACUUUUUCAACAAAAUGGCGGAGAAAUCGCCGUCACGUGCUACCGAGAGUGUCGGGAAAGUGACGUCCUCGCCCUCGCGUACCACGGGGAGCGUCGAAAAAGUGAAGGAGGAGAAAAAAAUCGCGCGUAACGGAAGCGAGAAGAAACGCAAAGCGGAGAAUAAGCGCGAAAGCGAUAAGAAACGGAAGAGGAUAAUGGUGGUCGAGGAUUCCGAGAGCGACGACCUGUUCGGGUCGGAGGAUGACGAACGAGUGUUUGAUAAAUCGGGCGAUGAGCCUGAGAAAGCGCCGGCCAAGCAGCCCGCGUCGACAGCCAUGCGGAGGAAAGCGGUCAACCGCACUUACGAGGAUGAGGAAGGCUUCAUAGUGACACGCACGGAGUACGUUUUCGAGCCCGCGAGCGAAGACGAGGCCGCAGAAGCGGCUCCUGCCAAGGUGCCGGAUAAAAAAAUUGAGCGGGAACCUUCGGAGAAGGCAUCCAAGGGUAAAAAGGGCCCGAAAAAGCCUUCGAAUCAGCCCACCCUGAUGAAUUUUUUCAGCAAAAAGUGAUUUUUUUUACUCUGAUUAAUCUUUA
This is a messenger RNA of Cylas formicarius (sweet potato weevil), 1190 nucleotides long. RefSeq lists its product as uncharacterized. The record is from RefSeq and is a predicted model, not a curated record. NCBI's taxonomy places the organism in Eukaryota, Metazoa, Arthropoda, Insecta, Coleoptera, Brentidae. Bases 95 to 1165 code for a protein of 356 amino acids. Gene Ontology annotation, biological process: nucleotide-excision repair, DNA gap filling; DNA synthesis involved in UV-damage excision repair; DNA strand elongation involved in DNA replication. Gene Ontology annotation, molecular function: DNA-directed DNA polymerase activity. Gene Ontology annotation, cellular component: nucleus; delta DNA polymerase complex. The transcript has 5 exons.